Molecule: messenger RNA, 4272 nt
Organism: Diceros bicornis minor
Lineage: Eukaryota; Metazoa; Chordata; Mammalia; Perissodactyla; Rhinocerotidae
Product: thyroid receptor-interacting protein 11-like
Exons: 4
Coding region: 1-4035 (1344 amino acids)
Biological process (GO): Golgi organization; endoplasmic reticulum to Golgi vesicle-mediated transport
Cellular component (GO): Golgi apparatus
Molecular function (GO): small GTPase binding
Source: RefSeq, a predicted model, not a curated record
AUGUUAGAGAUAGGCGGCGAAAGAAUGAAAUUAGAGGCAGGAAAUGCAGCUCAGGAGGUGACUGCAACAGUCCAGGACAUUCGCCUGCCCGCGGUCGGCUGGGCCCUCGGCUUCCUGCGGCUGAACCCCUGCUUUCUGGCGGCGGCGGCCCGCGGGGCUCGGGGCGGGGGACGGGCGGCCCCGGCGGCUCCUCCACCGCCUCCCGGCCCAGGCGGCGGCUCCCCAGGCCGGCGGCCCCGCCCUCCCGCGUGCCCUCCAGCGCCGCCCGCCGGGCCGCCGGGGCGGGAGCGCAGCCAGGCCCAGGGCGCGGCCCCGCCGCGGACACGCGCACGGGGGAGGCCGUGUGGGGACGGCCGCCUCCAGAGCGGCUGUCAUGGCGGCCGGCGCGAGGUGGCAGGAGGGGCGCUGGCACCGCGGACGUCACUGGGGCAGCGGGAGAAGGGGCCCGACCCCGCGGUGGGAAGUCAUCGGGGAACCCUCGGCGUGUUUGGACUCUUCGCCUCGCGCAGGCGCCGGUGCCCGACACUUGGCGGGACUGGCCGACUGGGCUGGAAGCUUUGCGCCGAGCGGACCAGGUCAGCUCUGCGACCCGCGGCGAUGGCCUCCUGGUUUGGUGGCCUAGGCUCUGGCUUAGGCCAUUCCCUGGGGCAAGUGGGCGGCAGUGUGGCUUCCCUCACUGGACACAUCUCUAACUUCACCAAAGAUGUGCUGAGGAAGGGAAGGGAGAAGGCGGAAGAGUCACCGGACUCUGGGAGGACGGAGAUGGAGGACGUUCAGGCAAUUGUAGCGUCAGAGGAGAGACUGAGAACCCAAGCUUUGAGAAAAGCUGAAAUUGUGCAGCAGACCGUGGAGGAAAAAGACACACGGCUUGCCUCCAUGAGAGAAGAAAACAGUCAUCUGAAAGAAGCCCUGGAACGACUGAGAGAACAGACUGGAACUGCACCUGUGGUUGACCCUAAAACCCUGGACAGGGUGACACGACUAGAAUCUGAGGUCUCUCAGCUGAUGGUGAUAAAAGGUCAUCUGGAGGAGGAAGUAAAACAUCAUCAAAAGAUGAGUGAAGAGCAAAACCAGAGGAAGACACAGCUCCUUCGAACUUUACAAGAGCAGAAACAGGAAAUGGAUGAACUUAAAUACCAGCAUGAGCAAAUGCAUAUGAAACACACUCAGCUCUUUUCAGCCAAAGAUGAGGAAAUUAAGAAUUUGCAAAACACGAUAAAACAAAUCAAAACCCACUUGCCUGAAAAAACCCAGCACAUGCAGAUAAAACAUUCAGAGAUUUGUCAAGUGGCAAAAGGUCAGAGUCUUAGUGUGCAAAACGGAAGUGAAAAGCAUGAUUUACGUAAAGUUGAAACUGAAAGAUUAGGAAAAGGAAGAAAAGAACAGGAAUGGGAGAUGAAACUUCGAACUGAAAAGACUAUCCCUUUGACGGAGCAGAUUGACCAGCCCUACAAAGAUGAAAUUGGUCAACUAACUCAGAUUAUCCAGCAAAAAGAGUUGGAGGUACAGGGUCUUCACGCUAGAAUAGCUUCAGAUGAGAAGGUGAGGGAAAACAGCAACCUAAAAAGAGAGUAUCACAAAAUGAUGGACAUACUGGUUGCCAAAGAAGCAGACCUCGUGAAGCUGCAAGAUGAAAAUACAAAACGGUCCACAAGAUUUGAAAGCAGUGGUCAGGAUAUGUUUAGAGAAACUGUUCAGAACCUCUCACACAUCAUUCGAGCAAAAGACAUGGAAAUCGCUGCCUUGAAUCAGAAAUGUCAGACUUUAUGGACAAUCUUGCAGACAUCCAGCACUGGCGGUGAGGUUGGAGGGGUUACUGUGAAUCAGUUGGAGGAGCUUCUGCAGGAACGUGACACGUUACAGCAGCAGGUCUCCCUAAUGGAAGGCUGGACACAUCAGGUGAUGACCGCGGUGCGCAACAUGCAGCGAGAGUCAGCCCAGCUCCAGAAAGAACUUCCACAGCUUCAGGCUCGGGUCUUGAUGGACGGUGAUAAUAAGUCUCAACUACGGAUGACCUCUACUGACCGGAUCCAAAAUUAUAAAGAGGAGGAAAUCCAAGUCAUACAUCUGGCAAAGAAAUUAGCACGAAUGCAGCUCAGCCUAGAGCAGCUGUGCAAUGCCAGGGACGUUCUUUUAGGUCCACUUGACCUUACUGCACCACAGCCUCCCACCACAUCAUCGCUCACUUCAGAGUCAGCCAACUCUCUGAAGGCAGCUAGAUCUGAUGCAGUGAGUGAGUCUUGUAAAGCGCUCCCAGAAGAGAUAGAAGAGUUAAGGAGAUCCACGGAGGAAAAAGAGGCAACCAUUCGAAGCCUCCAGGAGGAGAAUCAGAGACUGUCUGCUGCGAUUGCUGCCACCUCCGAACUAGACAGAAAACAACGUGAAGAAACAGAUUCUGAAAUCCAGCAGCUCAGGGAGAAACAAGAUGUUUUACAAAACUUCCUUCAGGAAAAAGAGCUCUUAGUCAACGCAAAAAGUGAGGAAUUACUUUCUUUGAGUGAAAAUUACACAACUGAAGUGAAGGAAAAUGAACUUUUGAGGCAGGCAGUAACAAACCUGAAGGAGAGAAUAUCACGUUUUGAAGUGGAUUUGCAUAAAGUAAAACAAGAAAAUGAAAAAAUACUAGAAAGGUCCAGGGAAAAGGAAACAGAAAACCAGGCAUUACAAGAGACAAAUAUGCGGCUUUCUAUGAUGCUGAGAGAGAAAGAGUUCGAAUCUGCUGCAGUGAAGAAGAAGGCUCUUGCUUUGGAGCGACUCCUGAAAGAAAAAGAGCAGGGCCAGGCUGGGGAGUUAAACCAGCUUUUACAUGCAGUUACGUCCAUGCAGGAAAAGACAGUUCUGUUUCAGCAGGAGAGAGAUGAAGUCGUGUUGGCACUGAAACAGCAACAAAUGGAAAACUGUGCCCUACAGAAUGAGGUUCACCAUUUACGUGACAAUGAAUUACACUUACACCAGGAGCUAGAGAGAUCUCAUAACCAGGCUUUAGAGUCAGAAGAUGCUCAUCUCCGUGAAGUGCUGGUUGCAGAAGACAGAGCAGCUCAACUAAGAAAGAGAGUCACAACACUAGAGGAAAAGCUACUUUUAUCUUCCCAGGCAACGCAAAAGGCAAGCCAUCAAGCCAGGGUACAGGCAGAGUCAUUGCAGGAACAACUGAAUGUUGUCACCAAGCAGAAAGAUGAAACCGCAUUACAGCUUUCUGUCUCCCAGGAACAAGAAAAGCAGUAUGCUCGAGCACUAGCCAACCUGAAGAUGGCACUAGCCGAAUGGAUGGAAAAGGCAGACCAUCUAGAAGGAAAACUGAUGACAUUGCAGGGAAGACUAGAGAAAGCAAAUGCCGUCUUGGAUCUGAAGGAGGAACAAAUUGGAGAAUUUAAAAAGCAAAAUGAGGUCCAACAGGAAAUGUUGGAUGAGGUGCAAAAGAAAUGGAUGAACUUAGUAAGUAGCAUGGAAGGAAAAGUAGAGAAAGUCCUAGUGAGAAAGCUCUUCCUGGACUAUUUUCAAACACCCAAACAUGAACGUCAGGAAGUGUUACGAUUAAUAGGAAGCACUCUGGGAAUGAAAAGGGAAGAAAUGGAGCGGCUCAUCCAGGAAGAGCAAGGCGGCCUUACCAGAUGGAUGACUGGGUGGCUUGGAUCAAGAAGUGUCCCCAGCACACCUCUGACCCCAAAUCAGCAAUCUGAGCUCAAUGGUUCUUUUUCAGAACUUUUUGUUAAAUUUCUAGAAACCGAGUCUCAUGUAGCUUUUCCACCACAAAAGCUCUCUGCUCAGGAUAGGAAGCAUCUAGAUGCACCCAGAAGGGAGAAAUUGGCGAAAAAUGUACCAGCUCGUCUUAACACCACCCUCGGAUCCACACCCAGAAAAUCAGAUGUGACUGCCUGCUCCACAGCUGUGUCUCUUAUUGACCCACCCGGCCCUGGGACUGGGGGGUCUGGGCAUCUUCUUUUAAACACUGUUACUGAUGUUGUGCCCACGUGUACACCUUUGCUCCUGUCACCUGCCAAGAGUGCUGCAGUUGCCCAGAAAGACCUUUCAUAGCAGUAGAGCAUCCCCAAACCCGAGACAAGACAGCGCUUUAGAGAAACCGGGUCACUUUGUGUGUGACCUUAUCACAAAGUGGCCAGCUGGGAAAAGUCAUAGAUUUGUUUUUAGUUUCACUUUAGCUUUAAUAGGAAUAGUCUUCAUACUUAAAAAAAAAAGUGUCCUUUAAGGUCUUCACCCCACUUAAAGCAGAGGUUACUUCUAGGGAGAGUGGGCCUUGGUGGGACUGGAGGC